UGUUUACAAAAAUGAACCAAUAAUUAAUGGAAAAUAUGACAUUAUUGUUGUACUUUCCAAAAAUAUGUUGUUAUUUAUAUUAAAAGUCACAAUCUAAAUGUUUGCAGUUAAAAGAAAAGGCAGACAUUUGAAAUAGUUUGCAAAAAGGAACAAGUUACCAUGGACGCUUUAACCAUUCCAAUGGAAGAUGCGCUCUUAGAGUCCGACAAGGAAGCAAUGGAGGUAGAGGACCAAGGAUCUAAGGUGGCUACAGUAGCUGAUCUAGCCCCUGUUUCAGCCCCUGUUUCAGCCCCUGCUCCAACACCAUCGCUAACCCCUACUUUGGUAUCUGAUUCAGCAUCAGAGUUGCUUGCCUUAAAAGUCGCUUCGGUUGAGAAGUCUUCUGAAUCUACAGAUCCAGACACGGCAGCAGCUCCCACACCCGCAAAGGCAUCAAAUGUGGAAUCCUCGGGCUCGAAUGUAUGUAAACAGUGUAGAGGAAGACACCCGCUGUAUAAGUGCGCUAGUUUUCGGAAGUUGCCUCACGAAAAGAGGCUUCGAUUCGUAAUUUUACAUCGACAUUGCUACAUAUGUUUAUCGACUAAACACCUGGCUAAUGAGUGCAAGUCGUUGGUGAAGUGUAACAUCUGCCACGACAAUCACCACUCUCUUUUGCACUCACCAGGAAAAGGUCAAAAGAAGAAAGGCGCGAAACCUAAACCCCCUACUUCAGCGCAGUCAAAAGCGAAAUCUAUGCCCUAUUCCGUCCAGACUUCUCAUUUGCCAUUAAGACAUUCUAUUAACCUGUCUCCGACCUUAAAGGUAAAUUUGUUGAUAGGUAACCGUCGAAUUUUGGUCCGAGCGGUUUUAGACCUGUGUUGUCCGAGACAGGCAGGCAGCUUAGGCUGCCUUUCUCGUCUGCAAACGACGUUAAUAUAUGUCGUUUGACUAUCGGCUCAAUAUAUGCGCCUCAUCCUCAAAUAACAUUGUCUGCAACAGUGAGGAAAAUGGUCGGUAUACGAACCCCACCGGAAAAUAUUCCCAACGACAUUCUAACUUUAUUUGACGGGAUUCAGCUAGCUGAUCCCACAUUUAAUCAGUCGGGACAGGUCGCGUUGGUUUUAGGGCCAGAACUAAGUGCUUCCAUUAUUAAAGGAAAAAUACAUUCUAGCCCGGGUAUUCCACUUGCUCAAUACACUUUAUUUGGAUGGGUCAUUUCCGGCCAAUCCCCAUAUUGAGAAAAUAAAAAUAAUAUUAAAUUGACCUGUGAAUGUUAUUUAUUUAUGGGUACAGUCGAGAGACUGAAAAAAAUCCAGCUGUGGGACUUCGGUUCUAUGGGGAAAGUCGAGAGACUUCUGAAAAAUCCUCCUGUGGGACUUCGGUUCUAUGGGGAAAGUCGAGAGACUUCUUAAAAAUCAGCCUGUGGGACUUCGGUUCUAUGGGGAAAGUCGAGAGAUUUCUUAAAAAUCUAAGCAGGUCCUUUGACCUUUCGUCGAUAAUUUUAAAAUUUGA
Messenger RNA from Lucilia cuprina (Australian sheep blowfly), 1491 nucleotides. RefSeq lists its product as uncharacterized. Lineage: Eukaryota; Metazoa; Arthropoda; Insecta; Diptera; Calliphoridae. The transcript has 2 exons. The record is from RefSeq and is a predicted model, not a curated record. Bases 160 to 927 code for a protein of 255 amino acids.